AUGUCUGGCUGGAAUGACGAUGACAUUUGGCCCCAUAAGGACGAUUCCGGUAUCAAAGAAGAUGGGACCCGCUGGGGCAAAGAAGAUGAUGAAGCCGGACUCAAAAUCGACGAUGAUGACCAAGCUGGCCGAGCCCCAAGUGGUUUCGGGGUAGCUUCGACGGAUGAUACUACUAAAUGCCACAACUGUGGAUCUUCCGAACACUUCAGCAGGAAUUGUGACCAGGAGCAGCCGUCGUUUGGCGGCGGUGGUGGCGAAUGUUUCAACUGUGGCCAAGAGGGUCACUCGAAGGCUGAAUGUACUGAGCCUGCGAAGUCGUUCGGUGCUUGCUUUAACUGUGGCAAGGAAGGUCACUCCAAGACCGACUGUUCCGAGCCUCGAAAGUUCACAGGCGCAUGCUUCAACUGUGGCGAGGAAGGGCACUCCAAGACCGAGUGCACCAACCCUCGGGUGUUCGCCGGCAGCUGCCACAUUUGCGAUCAGAUAGGACACACCGCUGCUGAUUGCCCUGAACGCCCCCCGGAUAUUUGCAAAAACUGCGGCGUCGAAGGCCAUACAGCUUUGACCUGCGUGUCUCCCCGCAAGUUUGAUUUGAACAACGUCGCAGAUAGAUUGCCUGAGGAAGCUUGGGCGAUGAUGAAGGCUGCCGGAAGAGACAUCUCAGAGUUCCGUACAGCGCUCCAAGUUUACUCCAAGGCUGUCCCCAAGGCAACCUGGGUCGAUAUCGAAAGAAGGAUGAGAGACGAGAAGUUUCCCAUUUACGUGAUUGCGGUGGAAAGAGAGAAGGUCGAGGCCGAUGUUUACACUCUGAUUGACCUUCAAGGCAACCUCGACCAGGAGUUUGCAGUCAUGUUUUUCCGUGGACCUAACUCGCCCCGAACAUCACUGGAUGCCCGAUGGCCUGGUAGCCCCGAGGAGAACCUUGCACGACUUGAAAAUGCAGGACAGGCUUUUGACCGCCAGGUUCUCAAGUGCCACAACUGUGGUGAACUAGGUCAUACUAAGCGGGGCUGCAAGGCGGAGCGUGAGGAGCCAGAGCGUGCCCAGAUCAAGUGCACCAAUUGUGACACCGUCGGCCAUCGUGUGCGUGACUGCCCCGAGGCACGUCGCAGCAAGCAUGGAUGCCGUAACUGCGGCUCUGAGGAACAUAUGUCCAAGGAGUGCCCAGAGCCCCGUGUUGCUCCUCCAAAUACUGAGUGCCGUCGCUGCAAUGGGCUUGGCCAUUUUGCCUCCGACUGCCCCGAGGGAGGAGGUGAUCGAGGCCCGCGUACUUGCCGCAACUGCGGCUCUGAGGACCAUAUCGCUCGUGAGUGCGACAAGCCCCGCGACCCUUCGACCAUGACCUGCCGAAACUGUGAUGAGGUGGGCCACGUCUCUCGUGAGUGUACCAAACCCAAAGACUGGUCCAAGGUCCAGUGCAACCAGUGCCAAGGAUUUGGUCACACUUUCCGUCGUUGCCCUCAGGGGCCCCCACCCGAAGAGUCAGGCGGCGGUGGUUUCAACGAGACUGGUAGUCCAGGUGCUCAAGGAGCCGGAGCCGACUUCGAUGCGGUUGCCAACGAUGAUGACGGUGGCGGAUGGUAA
Messenger RNA from Penicillium odoratum, 1584 nucleotides. RefSeq lists its product as uncharacterized. Gene Ontology annotation, molecular function: zinc ion binding; nucleic acid binding. The record is from RefSeq and is a predicted model, not a curated record. The coding region runs from base 1 to 1584 and encodes 527 amino acids. The transcript has 15 exons. NCBI's taxonomy places the organism in Eukaryota, Fungi, Ascomycota, Eurotiomycetes, Eurotiales, Aspergillaceae.